AGAGUCUGUGCCGGAGUCUCAUUGAGCACGCUGAGCUCCUCACUGUCACAUCAGGUUGGACAGAGAUGUAUGUGUAAGUGGAUAAUAGCCAUGCAGACGUCACCCCUUCUGUUUGAUCUGUGUCUCCCCCAGCACCCCGUUCUCCUCCCACUCAGGGAGUUCAGGUAUAUAAGAAUGUGGGCUUCAACUUCCCGACACAACUACCAUCUCACAGUCCCAGUGCGGGGAAUUACAGAGCAUCAGAAAUCUAAGGAGAGGAAGAGAGAAGAGUGGAGCUGCAGAGGAUGACGAUGCCCAGAUCCAUUUGCCUUCUGUUAUUGCACCUUGCCUUAUGCAUACACUGCUACAUUCUUCAUCCAGAUUACAGUCCAGGCCAGUCAUCUAAAUCCAGUAGGUAUGUUAAUCCACCAAUGCUGGAAAUAAAUCCCAUGCAGAAUCCGGACUGGUCACUUGAUGAGGAGCAGAGAUUUAUUCGAGGACUCUCAGAAAAAAGGAUGGAGAGACAUGUGGAUGCGAUAUUCACCAACACAUACAGAAAAUUCCUGAGCCAAAUCUCAGCCAGGCGCUACCUGCAGAACAUGAUGGGAAAACGAUUGGGGCAAGAUUACUUGGAAAGCCAAUACCAAGAGGAAAGUAAACGAAAUCCUAGGAUAUUAAGGGAAACCAUUGCAUCAGUUCUGGUUGGCCUGAAGAACCCAGACUGGAGUGAUCAGUCAUAGCAGCCGUAGACUUACAUUAGCACAUUCUUUGUACAGAAUACUUUUUUCCCCCCCAAGAGGAGGAUGUUGUAAAUGAAAGUGUUGAAAAGUAUAUCACCCAUCAACGUGGCAAGCACAAUUCAAGCUUUUAUGGUGUCUGAAAUGGUGAACAUCGUGUCAACAAUGGUUCCUCUUCAUUUGUUUUGUUGAAAGUGUAAAUUAUUAGUUUUGUUAAAUAAAAAGAAAACGUUUUAUGAA
This is a messenger RNA of Rana temporaria (common frog), 956 nucleotides long. It is a transcript of the gene GHRH, whose product is annotated as growth hormone releasing hormone. Gene Ontology annotation, cellular component: perikaryon; terminal bouton; extracellular region. Gene Ontology annotation, biological process: positive regulation of growth hormone secretion; growth hormone secretion; positive regulation of multicellular organism growth. Bases 285 to 719 code for a protein of 144 amino acids. The transcript is spliced from 6 exons. Gene Ontology annotation, molecular function: neuropeptide hormone activity; growth hormone-releasing hormone activity; peptide hormone receptor binding. NCBI's taxonomy places the organism in Eukaryota, Metazoa, Chordata, Amphibia, Anura, Ranidae. The record is from RefSeq and is a predicted model, not a curated record.